Messenger RNA from Neocloeon triangulifer, 1741 nucleotides. It is a transcript of the gene Tcs4, whose product is annotated as tRNA N6-adenosine threonylcarbamoyltransferase, mitochondrial. Gene Ontology annotation, cellular component: mitochondrion. Bases 175 to 1452 code for a protein of 425 amino acids. NCBI's taxonomy places the organism in Eukaryota, Metazoa, Arthropoda, Insecta, Ephemeroptera, Baetidae. The transcript has 10 exons. The record is from RefSeq and is a predicted model, not a curated record. Gene Ontology annotation, biological process: tRNA threonylcarbamoyladenosine modification.
UCCUUUUUAUCCACCAUUCAUCAAAAGUAAACAUUCCGCAAACACGUGUGAAGAUAUUAGAUAAGAUGAGAUGAUUAAAACCAUUUCAAACCAUUUCUCGACCAGUCGACUUAAUUUUUGUUUCAUGAAGUCUAUAAUUGAAAUUUAAUUCAUUCGUGAUAAUCGAGAAUCGUGAUGCUAAGAAGACUAUUUUCCAGAUGUCUACUCACUCAUGCGAAUUUAAAAUACCCUGGUGGAAAAUGGAGCCGAAGAAAUACAAGUUCGCAGUCAAAAUUCAUGAUUCUGGGAAUUGAGACUAGCUGCGAUGAUACCGGCUGUGCAAUCGUGGACAGCGACGGGAACAUUCUCGGAGAGUCCCUCCAUUCCCAGCUCAAAGUUCAUCUCGACCACGGAGGAAUUGUUCCACCUGUGGCUAGUGACAUGCACAGAGGGCACAUAGACAAAGUCGUGGAAGAAGCUAUUUCAGCGGCCAAUAUUGACAUCAACGACAUCGCUGCCAUUGCAACAACCAACAGACCUGGUAUGCCUCUGUCUCUCGACAUAGGAGUAAGAAAAGGCAAGAAGAUGGCCAGGGAACACGGGCUGCCUUUUAUCCCAAUCCACCACAUGGAGGCUCAUGCCUUAACAAUUCGAAUGAUAGAAAAGGACGUUGAAUUUCCAUUUUUGGUUCUCCUGGCGUCUGGUGGCCACUGCAUUUUGGCAAUUGCACAAUCCGUCGACAAAUUUCUCCUCCUCGGCCAAACAAUAAACAAUGCUCCUGGAGAACAACUUGACAAAGCUGCUCGUAGCAUGAACUUACGUUUGAUACCAGGGCUGGAAAAUGUGUGUGGUGGUGCUGCCGUUGAAAUUAUGGCAUCAAGAGGGCUUUCCAACGCUUUCCAAUUUUCACCUAGCAUGACUGCAUAUCGAGACUGUAACUUCAGCUUUGCGGGAAUACACAUGAAUUUGAUAGGCCACAUUAAAAAAUUGAAAAAGAAACACGAACUCUCAGAGGAUGAUUUUUUGCCUGGACUGGAGGACUUGUGUGCCAGCUAUCAACAUGCCUUUACUGUUCAUAUUUGUCAAAGACUGCAACGAGCCUUCGAAUUCAUCAACAGGAAAAACCUCAUACCCGUUCGUGAUGGCCUUAGACCUUUCGUUGUUUCUGGCGGUGUGGCCAGCAACAAGUAUAUGAAAAUGGCCAUGGGGGUUGUGUGUAGCGAGUACGACUACAAGUUGUUUGCUCCUCCUCCACAUUUGUGCACAGACAAUGGUGUGAUGAUUGCCUGGAAUGGCGUCGAACGGUGGCGAACGCAGAGCGGUAUUGCAGACAAACUAGAUGAUGUUGAUUUCUACGGGAAAUGUCCUUUGGGAGUGGACAUUAGCCAAGAGGUCACUGACGAGGAUAUUAAGUGCAAGUGGAUAAAGCUGAACAACCUGAAACUGAAGUCCGAAUUUCUUUAUUGGGACUAAGGAAGAAGUCAAAAAACAGUAAGGCAUCUCCUGGAUGGCCUCAUAGCACAGUUUGCCUCCGUGCUUCUCCAGGACGUCCUCGAUCUCCUCCCUCACCCUGUCCUGGACGUCCUGGUGAUACGCUAUUUCGAAAAUGGCGAAUCCCAAUGCUGUUGAUGACGUCUCAAAGCCGUCGCCGAAGAAACCAACAGCCUGAGCCGUCAGCACGUCGUGAGUGAAAUCUAAAUUCAAUUAGAGUUGAAAACUAAAAAAUAAAAUGCAUGUCAUUGAAUAAAGACCUAAUUUUCCA